AUGGACGGGCCAGACGCCCACCCGCUGUUGUUCCUGCUCUUCCUUGGUGUCUACCUCUUCAGUGCGCUGGGCAACCUGAGCAUGGUGGUCGUGGUGAGGUCCGCUGUGGCUCUCCACUCUCCCAUGUAUUACUUCUUGGGUCACCUGAGCCUCGUGGACGUCUGCUUUACCACCAUCACAGUCCCCAGACUGCUGAUCGGGCUGCUCCACCCGGGCCAGGCCAUCUCAUUCCAGGGAUGUUUUGCCCAGAUGUACUUCUUCGUGGCCCUGGGCAUCACUGAGAGCUACCUGCUGGCAGCCAUGUCCUACGACCGCGCGGUGGCGGUGUGCCGCCCGCUGCACUACGGCGCCAUCAUGACGCCCGGGCGCUGCGCGGCGCUGGUGGGGGCGUCCUGGGCGGUGGCCCACCUCCACUCGCUGCUCCACACCCUGCUCAUCUCCGCGCUCUCCUACCCUGCCUCUGCCUCUGUGCGCCACUUCUUCUGUGACGUGACGGUGAUGCUGAGCUUGGCAACCUCGGAUAUAUCCGCCGCGAAGACUGCCAUCUUCUCCGAAGGCCUGGCCGUGGUGCUGACCCCGCUGCUCCUCGUAUCCCUCUCCUAUGCGCACAUCUUUGUCGCCGUGCUCGGAGCGCGGUCGGCUGAAGGGCGGCGCCGCGUCUUCUCCACCUGCGGGGCCCACCUGGUGGUGGUGUCGCUCUUCUUCGGCUCUGUCCUCUCCGUCUAUUUCCGACCAUCGUCAGCCUACUCAGCCCGCUACGACCGCCUGGCCAGCGUGGUCUAUGCUGUGGUCACGCCGACCUUAAACCCUGUCAUCUACAGCCUUCGCAACAAAGAGGUCAAAGGCGCCCUAAAAAGGGGGUUCAGAUGGACGGCUGCACCCCAAGCGUUAUGA
Trichechus manatus latirostris (Florida manatee) is the source of this 894-nucleotide messenger RNA. RefSeq names its product olfactory receptor 1L6 (gene OR1R1). The transcript has a single exon. The coding region runs from base 1 to 894 and encodes 297 amino acids. NCBI's taxonomy places the organism in Eukaryota, Metazoa, Chordata, Mammalia, Sirenia, Trichechidae. The record is from RefSeq and is a predicted model, not a curated record. Gene Ontology annotation, biological process: G protein-coupled receptor signaling pathway. Gene Ontology annotation, molecular function: olfactory receptor activity; odorant binding; G protein-coupled receptor activity. Gene Ontology annotation, cellular component: membrane.